Messenger RNA from Pocillopora verrucosa, 1306 nucleotides. NCBI's taxonomy places the organism in Eukaryota, Metazoa, Cnidaria, Anthozoa, Scleractinia, Pocilloporidae. The record is from RefSeq and is a predicted model, not a curated record.
AAUAAACUCACCAACUGGGGAAGUGAACGACACAUCAUCUGCUGCGACUAUCAUAGAGAGAGAGUUCGCAUGUCGUCUUUGUUUUCCAUCGGUGAGGACGAGCUGGACCUCGAUGAUGAGGAUUGUUUGUUAGCAGUAUGCAAGGGAGAGAGCACUGUGGACUCUAUUGCAGAUAAUUCUAAGAAAAAUACAAAUUCAAACCAAAACCGGCCAUUUACAAAUACAAAAGCACUCUUGAGGACAAAAGAAGUGGAGAAUUUCAAUAAUUACUACUCACGGAGGCCAUUUGAAUCUCUCAAUAACCGAGACAAUUUUGAUAGAGUUGUUGAGAAGAACACACAUGUAACUUCCAUAGAACGAUUACGCAAAGGUGCAUCUUUUACAGACACAGCAGACUGUCAAGGGAAUAUUGCUGCUGCAGUGGGUAAUGGAUGUACUGAACCCUUGGCAAAGAGAUUUGCAAUAGAUCAAAUAUCAGUGUCUAAAACUCUGUCUGAAAAUAGAACCAGCUUGUCACAUUCAAUUAAUGCACCAGCAGCCCAGAACAUUUGCAGUUCCUCCACAUUCCUGCACCAUGCCGCAUUGAGAGAUUCUUGUAAUUUUGGACAGCAAAACUUUGGAUCUAAUUCAGCAUUGCUUGAAACUGGUAAAAGAAAGGAUCUUUCUCAUAAUAACUCUUCCAAGUGUAAUCUUGCCUCAAGCUUCUCUACCAAGAAAGGAAUUCCUGGAGAUAACCAGGGUUCUUUGAACAGUCUUGGAAAAGUACCAUUUCAUGGUGGAAAUGUUACAAAUUCUGUUACCAGUACUUCUGCUUUACAGCAGAGAUGGUCCCCAAGAAGCUCACCUGUAAUGAAUUAUGAAACAAAGGGUUUUCCUAAGCAAGUGAACAGAACAAACUCACCAUUGUGCAACCAGUCUGUAGGGAACAUGUCCUUCAGCCUCAACAAAGACAUGAUAGGGAAUAAAGCCCCUGAAACUCCUCAGAUGCGCAGAACUUUGGAAGUUGCAGGCCUUAGUACACCACGCACUCACCAAACUAUUACACCAGCUGUAGGCAAGACAGAUGCAAGAACUCCAUUUAGUGGCAAAACCCCACAGGCACGAAAAUUUCCAGGACCUGCUGGGCUUCUACCAAAACUGAGUCCUGGUCAAAAUCUGGAUGAUUCAUCUGUUGUCUCACCACUUCCUUCCAUGAGAAAAAAGUCUCCAACUGAAAACAAAGUGCAAGCUUCUCAGUCAAAUACCUUAGAAGAUGAAGAUUUUAAUCAUGAUCCAUGGACUUUCAUGCACCAGGAAUUUAUAAAAA